AGCUACAUGUCCGCCUCCCCGCUUGGCCCCAUCUCUAGCAAUACUCACGCAAGUUUCACACAUGCUAAUAUUAAGAGGAAGAGAAACUUACUGACAAUGAGCUCAAUGUAAAGUUUUGCUUACUGGCAGCUAUACUAAGGAAGGUAUCUGAAGCCUGCUGGAUUUGGAUUAAUCAUUGCUGUUUCAUCCAGGGUUGAAAGUUUUUUGAGUUGCAGUAUGACUCAUGUCUUUCAUGUUACGUGGCGCUAACUCUAAGUGUCAGAACUCCGAUGGAGAAAACAGCAGGUGAUGUAUCUUCAGAUGUAGAGUCGAGCCUCUAUCAACGUGUUCAUGCCAUGCUCAGAGAACUGGACACACACGCUCAAGCUGGCUCAGCCUGCAAUAAAGGGAUGCUAAGAUGGACGCUGCAUAAAAAGGUGGAGAAAUAUCCCUCUACUAGCAUCUCGCUACUGAGGGUCCUUGUUAAGGAGCUUGAAAAGGCAGAGAGGAUUGACUGCAAAAUUCGCAUCAUUCCUUUGCUGCACACUCUGGCUUAUGCAGUAAUACAGUCUGCUUACAUUCCAGACGAGCUGUGUGAAAGGAUAUAUGUAUGCCUAAAACGUCUGGUUACACUACCGGAGCCUUACUGCAGCGUGGGCCUUAAUUAUGCUAAAAACAUGAAAAUAGAACAAAACAUCCCAGGUGCUCUGUAUCAAAGAAGAGUCAUUGCUGAACACAGCCUAAAGAAUGAACAUUAUCCUCUUCAUGAGAGAGUGUUUGUAUUUGCGGAUCCAGCCGUGUUUCCUGAGACACUGUUAAAUGCAGUGAGGGCUGAUGUAGAGUGUGGAGCUUUGGACUGGGACACACUGAGCCCUCAGCGCCGGGUUCUACUGCACACACUACAAGCCGGACUGGGGAGAGAAUGCCAUGGGAGACAACUUACACAAGCCCUGGAGGAGUUAGGUGAAGACAUGGAAAAAUACUUCCAGGAUGUUGUGGCCAUUGUAGAGGAGAGAAUGAUGGAUGGAGGUUCAGAAUGUGACCAGUACAACGCAAGAUUACAGCAACUCUAUGAUGAAAUCAUUUGCUCUGCUAGCACAGAGCAAUCAUGUACUGCUAGUCUGGUUGGAACUCCACUGCCCAGUCCUGAGGUUAGCUUCCAUGUCUGGACAAAAGAAGAUGAGAUAUGGAACGAGAUGAUAAACUUCACUCUAAUGAGCUCUACACAUCGGAACUCUGCACUUCUCGAAGAAGAAGACAGCAGACGUGCUUCCGUCAUCUCCACCAUAUCCAGAGACAGUGGCAUAGAGGGAGAUUUGCCUUUAAAUGAGUUCUCCUUUCUGAUGGUUGAGCCCUCUGGUGGACUGGAGGUCCAGGAACAGCAGAAGAGUUUAUCGUUUUCCAGGAGGCCAUGUGUGAGGUGGCCAAAGGCUGGGAACAGAAUGACUUUAAUGAUGGAGGCCAUUAAGGAAAGUGGAGGAACAGGGGGAAGUGGAAGCUCUAUUCUUAAAGAAGAGAAAAACUUUACUGCUCGUGUUGUGGUUAUGGGUGAUGACAGCACUCUGGGUAGGCUGGCCAAGGCUUAUCACACUAUACGAAAAAAGGAGAUGCGGAAUUUAUUUCUGACAAAGAGAGUCAACUUGGAAAUAUACUAUGUUCCUGUCACUAGCCAGUCCAAUACAGCUUCUUCAGUCCAGGAUGUUUCCUUUCAGGAAAAUGCUUCAGCAGAUGUAGACAGGCUUACAAUUGCAGCAUCCUUGGGCAGUGUGGAUCCAUGGUAUAACUCCAACAUUAACAGUCUGGGAGCCAUGAUCCUGAAACUAGCUGAAACGCACUCCAGUGUUGUCGGGUCUUCAGAGCCCAACUCCUUUCUUUUGGACAUCAUCUCAUACUACACGCGCACAGCACAGCAGCCUGUCCACAUACCCAUUUACACUGUUAAGAUUUCCUUCUCUGGUUUGGAUUCUAAAGUUGUGGAGGAGGUGUUUGUGUGUCAGCUUGACAUGGACUUUCCUGGGUUCAAGCCUCUGAGAGUUACAUUUAGAGACACAAUCAGGGGAUCAGUACGAUAUAAGAAAAACAUGCAAGAAGAGUAUGGUGUAGUUGUGGCUGUGAACUACAGAAAGGCCUCCAUAAGCAAUCGAGAAGUGGACAGAGGAAUGUCUUUAAUAACGUGCGGCGUGUCAAUCUGUACAGCUCCACCAAGUGGAACCAAAAGUCUUGAAAGUCUAAGCGUAGAUUUUCGUGAUCCAAAUCCUACCAGACCUCCUAUGUCUACCCUUAGAGUGACCAACAUUUGCAUCAGAGCCCUGGAGAAGAAAACAUUUACUGUAUGUCUGGACAAAGACUCGAGCAGGACCUUCAAAAAUGUCCAGAGCAUAGAGGUGUCUCCGUGCACAGACCCUGGAUACUCUCUUCAGAAGAGCAAGUCUAAACACAGUCUGAUGGAGGACGACUCGGGACUGAGCAAAUUCCUGAGCAAGACUUUCUCUUUACCCAUCAACACCUUCUCUGGAGCUGUUCAGUGACAAUAAUGCAACAAUCAUGCACACUCCUGCCAUUGAUCAUGAACUCUACGGAUUGAAAUCACAUACCUCUGUGCGUGUGUCUGUGUCUGUGGCAUCUCACCCAAUACAGACAUUAGACAACAACAGUUUCUUGUUAUUGCUGUUCUGCGUCUGAUUGUGAAUACCUCUGUAUGUUGUCUGUUGGAUUAUUUAAAUAGUUGUAACAUCCCAAUAUGGUUUUGUGUCAAUCACUUCUAUAGAUACUCCAGAUACAGUCUUUGAUUUACUAAUGAUUUCUUUGAUAAAAGUACAU
Pangasianodon hypophthalmus (striped catfish) is the source of this 2799-nucleotide messenger RNA. It is a transcript of the gene pik3r6b, whose product is annotated as phosphoinositide-3-kinase, regulatory subunit 6b. Gene Ontology annotation, biological process: positive regulation of MAP kinase activity; G protein-coupled receptor signaling pathway. The transcript is spliced from 20 exons. Gene Ontology annotation, molecular function: 1-phosphatidylinositol-3-kinase regulator activity. Gene Ontology annotation, cellular component: phosphatidylinositol 3-kinase complex, class IB. NCBI's taxonomy places the organism in Eukaryota, Metazoa, Chordata, Actinopteri, Siluriformes, Pangasiidae. Bases 270 to 2507 code for a protein of 745 amino acids. The record is from RefSeq and is a predicted model, not a curated record.